AUGGCAUAUUUGCUCAUUGGCCUGGCCGUAAUCGCAGUCGCCUUUAUCACUCGUAAAUUCCUGGCAUGGAAAAGACUGCGGCACAUCCCAGGCCCGUUUGGGUGCGGCUGGUUCGAUCUGUGGGUGCUUCGCAGAGCGUUCAGAGGGACGCUGUACAAGGAUCUUGGUAAUUUAUGCGAUAAAUAUGGCCCCCUUGUCCGCAUUGCACCAGAGUACCUGGUUUGUGGUGACCCAAUUGAAGUUCGCCGAAUAUGGGGAGUGCGCUCUCAGUUCGAUCGAGCGCCAUGGUUCAAGGGCUUUCAACUCGACCCACCGAAUGAUUGCAGCCUGUCCAUCCGUGACAGCACGCUGCACAGUCUUCUCAGGUCCAAACUUUCACCCGGCUACUCUGGAAAGGACAUUGACGGUCUACACGAGUCGAUCGACCAGCAAGUCGCGAAGUUCCUUCGCUUUAUUGAGGAGAAGUACCUCUCGACUGAGACGGAUUUCCGCCCUAUUGACUUUGCUCGUAAGAUCCAGUUCUUGACCUUGGACCUCAUCUCCACCUUCGCUUUAGGACGAACAUUUGGCUUCAUGGAUAAAGAUGAGGACCUCUUCGACUACAUCAAAACAACGGAAGAAUCGCUUCCUCUUAUGCAAAUGAUAGCCUUACUACCAGGGCUCUUGAGCGUCCUUCAGUCUCCCCUGUUCAAAGUGAUCCGACCAACGCACACUGACGCCGUUGGACUCAGCAAGGUAAUGGGAAUUGCCAAAGAAAUCGUAUCAGAGCGAUACGGCAAUUCGAAGAUGGUCAAACGAGAUAUGUUAGGAUCGUUCGUCGCUCACGGUCUUACCAAAAAAGACGCCGAGUCUGAGUCCCUCGUUCAAAUCGUGGCGGGCUCUGACACAACCGCCACGGUGAUCAGAAUAGGGAUUUUUCACGCCCCAACGUCGCCACUGGUUUAUCAAAACUUGCAAGAAGAAAUUGAUAGAGGCGUCAAAGCUGGCCAGACAUCGGCGCCGAUCAAGGACACGGAAGCACGAACACUCCCCUUUCUGCAGGCAUUCAUCAAAGAAUGCUUUCGGAUCUGGCCACCUAUUACAGGUAUUGUCCCGCGGGUCUCGGGCACGGAGGCAGCGGUCUGUGGCCAUCGGGUUCCCGCCAACACAAACGUUGGCUGGAGCGCACGUUCAGUCAUGCGAGACAGGAACGUGUUUGGAGACGAUUCAGACUUAUUUUCACCCGAGCAAUGGCUACGGACUCAGGGCGAGCAACUUCGAGCCAUGGAGAACACUAUCGAACUCGAGUUUGGUCAAGGCAAAUGGGGUUGUCUAGGCAAGCCCAUUGCCUUGUUGGAGCUGAAUAAGGUAUUCGUCGAGCUGCUAAGACGAUUCGACUUUACUGUCGUCAAUCCAGCUCAUCCUAUGGACACCUUUGACUACUGCGUCAUGACGCAAUUUAACCUCAUGCUGAGGAUCACAAAGCGGAAGAUUCCAGUGUGA
This is a messenger RNA of Cladophialophora psammophila CBS 110553, 1482 nucleotides long. RefSeq lists its product as uncharacterized. Lineage: Eukaryota; Fungi; Ascomycota; Eurotiomycetes; Chaetothyriales; Herpotrichiellaceae. The transcript has 4 exons. The record is from RefSeq and is a predicted model, not a curated record. Bases 1 to 1482 code for a protein of 493 amino acids. Gene Ontology annotation, molecular function: iron ion binding; monooxygenase activity; oxidoreductase activity, acting on paired donors, with incorporation or reduction of molecular oxygen.